UCCAACAUAUCCAUGUCCUGUUUGUUGUUCAUAUUGGCUCAGAACAAAGGGGUGAGUAGAUCUAGGUGUAUAUUAUACUUAAUACGGCCGGAUGUAAGCAGUAAGGCCUAAAUCAGUAAUAUAAUAUAAUAGAGCCCUGUUUACACUUAGCAUUUAAAUCGCUUUGAAAGCGCUUCCUGUCAAACCGCUUUGCGUGUAAACGCACUAGAUCGACUUGCAAAUCGCUUGCGCUAAACGACUUCCGGAUGUGGUUUGGAGCCGGUUUCCAAGACGAUUGAGAAAUAAGAGACGCGUGUAAACGCUCAAACCGCUUUGAAGGAAGCAGAUAAAACCACAAUUUCCUGUUGAAUUAUAAUGGCUACAUGGAGUGACCUUGAAGUCAGGGCUCUACUUGCUAUUUGGAGUGACAGCAGGAUUCAGGAGGAGCUAGAUGGUGCUGUGCGUAACAAAUCAGUGUAUGAAAAAAUUGCAAAAAAAUUGCAAAAACAAGGACACACCAGGGAUUGGAAACAGUGCCGUUCUAAAGUUAAAAACCUUAAAACAAGCUACAAAGAAAUCAAAGAUCACAAUAACAAAACUGGCAAUGGAAGGAAACAGUGCAAAUUUUACAAAGAGUUGGACUGCAUUCUUGGGCAUAGGCCAGCUUCCACACCCAUCACUCUCUUAGAUUCAGGAAACUCGGUCACUGAAGCCGCCCUAGACACUGACUCCGACCCUGACCCUGACCCUGAAGAAGCAAACGAUGGAAGUCAGAUUCAGCCAGAUUCACCAGGGCACUCCGGCCAAAAAACUCCUGAGAAUGAAACAACUGAGCCACCCAAAAAAAGGGCAAAAAAAGAAAGCAAGUCGGAGAAGAUGAUGGAAAAAACAGUGAACUUAUUUCUUAAAUAUCAUAAGGACUCGGAAGAGAAGAAUGAUAAAAGAGAAGAAGAAAGGUGGACAAAAGAAAUGGAAUUGGAUGAGAAACGAAGAAAGGCAGACCAGGAGCAUGAAUACAGAAUGAUGCAAUUAGUCAUGCAGCAGCGAGACCCACCACCACAAAACUACCCGUCAUCGUACAACUUUGUCAACGACACUACAUUUUAG
Messenger RNA from Halichondria panicea, 1086 nucleotides. Its product is annotated as zinc finger and SCAN domain-containing protein 29-like. The record is from RefSeq and is a predicted model, not a curated record. The coding region runs from base 355 to 1086 and encodes 243 amino acids. The transcript has 3 exons. NCBI's taxonomy places the organism in Eukaryota, Metazoa, Porifera, Demospongiae, Suberitida, Halichondriidae.